AUGGCGGAAACGAUGCUGUCGACACCACAGAAGGUCCUUCGUGAUACGCUAAGAGAGAGGAUCGACUCUUCUAGCAGCAAAGACGCCAGCUCCCAUCCAGACAUCGACGACAACAACAAUAACAACAACAUCAACAACAACCACGUCGACGAAUCAUCAACAGACGAAGACGACGAUCGCGGAAUGGAGAUGCGAAGGGAGGCACUGAGGCAACGGGGGAGGGAGAGCUAUGCGAAGCGGAAAGAAUCGUCGACUGUUGGCACAAACACAGCGCCAGUUAUCACCCGUGGCAGCCGGAGGACUGGGGCAAGCGAAAGUUUCAUGGAUCGUAUCAAUGCCAUUAGCAACGAGGACGAGGACGAUGAUAACGAUAACGAUGACGAUGACGGUGAAGAUAUAUUUUUCAACGAAUCUAGAUCAAAGUUACGGCCCGAUAAUGAAAAAAAGCCCCCUCAGCCGAGAAAGAAGCGGAAACCCGAUACUGGCAACGGGGACUCAGCGUAUAUCCCUCCCCACGAUGAUGAAGCUUCAGAAACGGAGGAGGACGAGCCCUACCUUGAGCCGGAACCGGGUUCUGGGAAGAGGAAGGCUUCAUCAAGUCAGCGUCCCCCAAUGGAUUCGUCCCCCCCAUUGCCAAUGCGGAAGACGUCUCCACCGAGGACAAAGGCAACACGCGUAAAUUCAACAUCAACGACAGGCACGGUUGUCAGCAGAUUCAAGGAAGGGAGCAUGAGGAAUCGCGCUAGUGUCGUCCCGCCAGUAGAGAUUAUCGGGAAGCUUCCAUCCUCAUCACCACCACCACGGACUGAUGAUAUGCCAAACGGCAUAGGAGGAGAAUCGAAUGUUUUUAGUUUUGGUGGUAGUGGAACAGAGAAACCUGGGGCCGAGGCUAUGGCGGCGGCGGCAGCGGGCAAUCAUAAUAAUGAUGGGUCAUUUACGUUUGGUGGAAUGGCUUCGUUGAUCCCCUUCAACCCCUUCAAGUUUGUCAAAGGUAUCAAGGAGUCCUGGGAUCGACAGAAACGUUUCCAUGAGGAAAGAGAGCAGCAGAAGAAGGAGCUAAGGGAACGGAAAAUCAAGGGAUUGCUGGCCUACGAAGAAUUCAAAAGAAUGGGUGCAUUACAAGGAUACGCUGGGAAUGCUGCAGCAGUCAUGGGAGCUCAAGGCAGGGCUAAAAACAGUGCUUCAUCACUGGGGCCUAUCAGGGUAGAACACGACCAAAUUGGAAGGGCCUUCAGCACUGAUCAGCAGAGUAGUCCAUUGGCCAGAAACAAUUCAAAGGUUAGAAGGAAGAAAAGAUCAACCAGGACACCGUCGAUUGGGGUCGACGCCAGCAUGACAGGAAUGGCACAGAGCUUUUGCGAGGGUCGUGAGUCCUACGUUGAUGAACAUGGUACCCUGCACAGAUACAGCGUAGAUUCCAAGUACAUGAGCCCUCAAGGAAGCUUCAACAGAAGAAUGAGCACGUCUAAGCCUAUCACACCGAAAACUGGUGCAAUGGGACCACCUCCCCCAAUUCCAUCGUCAUCCAGAGCUAACGGUGGUGACUUUGAGGAUGCGAGAAUUCUCCCUAAAAAGAAGAGCAGUGUUUUCUCCGUAUUCGGGGGCCGCAGUGAGGAUAGUAAAGAACUGCAGAAGCUGAAGCGCCAGGAACAUCUCCAGAAGAAGGUUAGCAACCUUGAAGACCAACUCGAAAGAGCUCGCCGAGAACUCGAAAUUACAAUUGAGGCAGCCAACCAACAAUCUGCGUCACACCGAAAACGGAUACCGCCCGUCAAUGGCACGGCCGUCUCCAGGGUCAGCGUCAUGUCAGCGCGCGAAUCAGCAAUGUCCCCCUCGAUGAUGUCCGACGAGACUGACGAAGGGGACAAAACCGAAGUAGAUGAUGAUCACGCCGCGCCUCUCUCGCCCCUCGCCAAUGCAGGUAGCAUCGGUGGUAGUUUUAUGGCAAAAACAGCAGGAAUGACUAUUGUGGAAAAUACGGAUGAGCAAGCACAGCAGCAGGGGGCAGAACCGGUCUUGCCCGACAUCCCAAUCCCUAAAAAGGCCCCGAAAUCAAGCCUGAGCGGAAGGAGAAGGGUUAUAUCUAGCUCAGCGGCGGGUUCUAGUAGCGCCUCUGCCACUGCUGCGGCUUUGAAGCAUCAGGGGUCGAUGCCUGCGAUAUCGAGAGUGAGGAAGGGAUCAUCAAAAGUGGAGGCCAUACCUCCAGUGCCCAAGUUUACGAAUGGCGGAUAA
This is a messenger RNA of Morchella sextelata, 2232 nucleotides long. RefSeq lists its product as uncharacterized. The record is from RefSeq and is a predicted model, not a curated record. Bases 1 to 2232 code for a protein of 743 amino acids. Lineage: Eukaryota; Fungi; Ascomycota; Pezizomycetes; Pezizales; Morchellaceae. The transcript is spliced from 2 exons.